Durusdinium trenchii is the source of this 5253-nucleotide messenger RNA. The record is from the annotation of a GenBank genome assembly. Lineage: Eukaryota; Dinophyceae; Suessiales; Symbiodiniaceae.
AUGCGUGUUUGCCGAUGGGUGCUACUACUGAAUCUGGUCGUGGCACCCGGCGGAGCCGAGGCCUCUCCGGGCGCGCAGCCCAGAAGAGCUCAAGCCUUCUUCGAUGCCAGCUCGAGUGCAUUCCCAGGAAUGAGCUCUCACUCCUCGCACACUGUGCACUACAGCAGUGGAGGAAUGAUGGGCUCCCACUCGUCCCACAGCGUGCAGUACAGUGGAGGAUCCGACAUGUACGGCCUCGGUGGAGGAAUGACGGCGUCCCACUCCCACACGGUUCACUUUAGCAGUGGCAGCGGUGGAGGAGUCACGGACAGCCCUAGCACGGCGAGCAGCGCAGGAACAGGUCUGUACCAAAGUGGAGGAAGUUCCAGCGCAGGAAUGACCAGCCAUAGCAGUAGCAGUAGCAGCAGCGGAGGAGAUGAGGAAGCCCUGCAGGUGCUUCAGAGUCAAUACCUCAAAGUCUCGGUCCUGCCGGAUGGAGGUCUAGCGCAGCCCUUUUACAUGUCGGACCAGCAUGGUUGGACGAAGUUGACCUAUGGUGCUCAACAUUUGGACUAUGCCAUUAAGGUGAAUGGCCAUUUGGCCAGCAUCUCAGGGGAUGUGACCAUUUUGAGCUCCGAUGAGCAGCACUUCAAGGGUCGCUCCCAGCUCAUCAUGGAUGGCAUCCCACAGGCCACCUUGACCCGUAGCUACAGCUUUCUGGGCGAUGGCAUGGUCUUGAACAUCACCUUCACCUUCACAGCGUUGACUCCUUUGUACAAUCUUCAGGUCUACCUGGGCACCUCGGACGAUUGGAUUGGCACCAGCGAUCGACCCAGCAAGGAGCAAGGCAACUUUCGUGGGGGUAGCUUCGUGCACGAACCUCAUGGGCAUGUCUUGCGGGUCCAGUCAGGUGAGGAGUCGGUCUUCGCCUUCUCUCCGCAGCUGGAGAGCCAUGCCAUCAUCUUGCAGCACUAUGGGAAUUGGUCCCAGGUCUAUGCUGCAACCAUGUCCGACAUGUCGCAGUCCACCUCGGAUGGAGCCUAUGGCAUCUAUGUACCCUGUGGUGACGCAGCCUUUGGAGAGACGAAGCGCGCGAGCUUUUUCUAUGCAGCUGCCUCGGCCAGCCAACUCUCGCACCUCACCAGGGUCAGUGCGGAAGCAGAAACCGCAGGCCAUGCGGCUGCGAUAGUGCCGACGGCCACAGCGCCAGCAACCAUGGCUCCCGUGACCAUGGCGCCGGUGACGAUGGCACCGACCAUGGCAGUGACCAUGGCGCCGGCAAUGGCGAGCACCAGUGUGAGCGGUCCGAGUGAUGGGUUGAAUGUCCUGCAGAACCCUUACUUGAAGAUCGCUGUGCUGAACGAUGGAAGUUUGGGGCAACCUUUCUAUUUCUCCCAGCAACAUGGGUGGACCAAGCUCACCUAUGGUACCUUCAAGCUGAACUACGCCAUCAAGGUGAAUGGAGAGAAGGCGGAGAUUGGGGGUGAGCCAGCCAUCGAGAGCUCCACGCCUGGGCAGAGCUUGUCCAUCCGCUCGCAGGUCACCGUGAACGGCGUCUCCAAGGCAGAAGUGAUUCGGAGAUACUCCUUCGCGGGGGAUGGCAUGAUCUUGCGCAUCACCUACGAGUUCACGGCUUUGACCGAGCUGUCGGACCUCAAGGUGUGGCUGGGCACCUCGGAUGACUGGAUCGGCAGCUCGGAUCGGCCCACCAAGCAGCAAGGUUACUUCCACGGGGGCAACUUCGUGCCCCAAGCACAUGGGAAGAUCCUGCGGGUGCAGGAUAGCAACGAGGAAGUCUUCGUCUUCUCGCCCAAUCCCGGGAGCCACUCGAUCAUCCUGCAACACUACGGCCAUUGGCCUGAGGUCUAUGCGGUGACCCGCUCCGAGUUGUCCAAGUCGAUGUCCGACGGGGCCUAUGCCAUCUGCGUUCCCUUGGGCGCUUUGUCUGCCGGGCAGACCAAGAAGGCCACCAUCUUCUACGCGGCCGCCGGGUCCACGCAUCUGGUGCAGCUCAGUCGUGCCAGCGAGGCCGUCGAGGUGGAAGGAGAACUUGCCGAAGCCACGACGACCACCUCCACGACCACGACCACCACGACCACGACGACCACCACGACCACCCAACCUGUCUUCACUUUGCCUGUCCUAACGACCACCACCAUCCGUGGGCUAGGUGUCCUACAGAGCAAGUAUCUGAAGAUUGGCGUGUUGGAGGAUGGAAGCUUAGGGCAGCCGUUCUACUACUCCGAUCACCUGGUCGACGGGGGAGUCAGCUGGAGUAAGCUCACCUAUGGGACGCAAAGCCUGGAGUAUGCCAUCAAGGUCAAUGGAAAUCUCGUCACGACCAGUGGGGAGGCGAUCAUGGAAAGCUCCGAGGGCCGCGAAGGGAUGGCGACCCGGUCACAGCUGUCAGUCCUCGGUUUGCCCAAGGCGGAAGUCUUGCGCAGUUACAGCUUUGUGGGGGAUGGCAUGAUCUUGAAGAUCACCUACUCCUUCACAGCCUUGGAUGCCGUCUCGGAUCUACAGGUGUGGUUGGGCAGCUCGGACGACUGGAUCGGAACCUCCGACCGGCCCAGCAAGGAUCAAGGCUACUUCGCUGCAGGGCAGUUCGUGGCCGCACCGCAUGGGAAGAUCCUGCGGGUGAUGUCAGGCAAUGAGGGCCUCUACCUCUUUUCGCCUCACUAUGACACCCACUCCAUCAUCUUACAGGGCCAACAUGAAUGGAGCGCCGUCUCUGCCGCUACUGGUUCACAGUUGGCCACCUCACAAUCCGACGGCGCGUAUGCCAUCUACGUGUCCUUGGGCUCGCUGGCGGUGGGCCAGAGGAAGACUGUGAGCAUCUUCUAUGCGGCAGCGGCCGCCUCGCAGUUGUCACACUUGGCAAGAGUCUGUGAAGAGGUGGCCGCCGCAGCACUUCCGACCACGACGACCACCACGACCACCACGACCUUCGAGAGCACCACGCUGGCCACACUGCCCACCACGCCGGCGACGACACCGCCGCCGCCGCCGACGACGCUGGGGACGGUGGCCACACUGCCGGUGCCGACGAUACCGGCCACCACCAGCACGACCACGCUGGAGGGACUGGGGGUGCUCGAGUCGCGGUACAUGAAGAUCGCCGUGAUGCAGGAUGGAAGCCUGGGACAACCUUUCUACUACUCAGCCCAUUGGACCGAGCGGCUUGGCACCAUGGGCAGCUCCUAUAGCCCCAACGACGCUUGGACGAAGCUCACCUACGGCAGCAACAAGCUGGAAUAUGCCAUCAAGGUGGACGGGCAGUUGGCGACCCUGGGCCGUGAAGUCUCUCUGGAGAGUUCCAAGGGCACCAGCAGCAUGGCCACACGCUGCCAGCUCAGUGUGGAUGGUGUGCCCAAGGCCGAAGUGCUGCGAAGCUACAGCUUCAGGGGCAAUGGCAUGGUGCUGAAGAUCACCUAUUCCUUCACUCCCUUGUCCUACAUCUCGGACCUCCAGGUGUGGCUGGGCACCUCGGACGAUUGGAUUGGCACGUCGGACCGGCCCACCAAGGAGCAAGGCUACUUGAAGAACGGGGACUUCAUCCCAUCAGUGCAUGGCAAGAUCUUGCGGGUGCAGUCAGGCGCAGAGGAGGUCUUUGUGUUCUCGCCCCAUCCAGAGAGUCACGCCAUCAUCUUGGAACACUACGGCAACUGGCCGGCGGUCUAUGCCACCACGAGCUCGGACUUGUCCCGCUCGACCUCCGACGGGGCCUAUGCCAUCUAUGUGCCGGUCGGGGCGGUGCCGGCGGGGGACACCAAGAAAGCCACCAUCUUCUAUGCCGCGGCCGGUGCGAGUGACCUCAAUCUACUGGCGCGUGCGAGCGAGGAAGCGGAAGCUGAAGAAAUGCCCAGCACUACCGCAACCGUGGCCACGGCCGCCACAACCAUGGCCACGCUGGCCACCCUGCCGCCCAUCGCGACGACGGAAGCCAGCUCCAGUACGAUGAGGGGCUUGGCGGUCUUGCAAACGCCAUUCCUCAAGGUCGCGGUGAUGGAGGACGGGAGCUUAGCGCAGCCCUUCUAUUAUUCCACGCUGCAUGGAUGGACCAAACUCACCUAUGGCCACAAGAAGCUGGACUCCGCCAUCAAGGUUGAUGGGCAGCUUGCCAACCUGGAAGGGGAGGCGGCCAUCGAGAGUUCGAUGGGCCAGAACUCCUUGUCCACGAGAUCGCAAGUGGCCGUGGAGGGCAUCCCGAAGGCCGAGGUCUUACGAAGUUACAGCUUUUUGGGGAAUGGCAUGGUCUUGAAUGUCACCUUCACCUUCACAGCUCUCAGUUCCAUCUCGAGCCUGGAGGUCUGGCUGGGCACCUCGGACGAUUGGAUCGGCACCACCGAUCGAGCCCACAAGGUCAAAGGCCACUUCAAGGACGGCUCCAACUUUCAUCCGACUGAGCAUGGCCAGAUCUUGAAGGUUUACUCAGGCGAUGAGUCGGUCUUCUUCUUCAGUCCCAACAGCGAGAGCCACGCUUUGAUCCUUCGACACUUUGGCCGUUGGAAGGACGUCGAGGCUGCCACCUUCUCUGGCACCUCCGAUUCGGACAUGGAUGGAGCCUAUGCGAUCUAUGUGCCGCUGAAGGGUCUGAAAGCCGGUGAGACGCAGUCCGCCGUUUUUUACUACGCGGCAUCAAGUGCCCAGAACUUGGAUCAGCUUACAAGUGCCGCCGCGGACCUGCAGCCGACAGUUGGCGCUGCGAACCUCUCGAAGUCCUUAGUUGUCUGGGACGUGGACCGAUGUGACAACAACGCCAACGACCCGUCGGUGGACUGCGAACUGGCCAAGACCUGCUUUGACGUGAUCGAAAAAGCUCAUAGUGCAUGCCGAGUGAUGCUGGUGAGCACGAUGUCCAUCGGCGAGUUGAAGAAGUACAUUUGCGGCAUCAACACCUGCGCGACUUCUGGGAUGGCCGCCGCCAAGACCUGUAUGCAGCGCUACCCCUCUGACGUCCAAUGGCUGGCGCCCGCCCUGCACUAUCGGCAACGCUAUUGUGGGGAUGGUCAUCAACCAACUGAUAUCAUCAACGAUCACUCCACCUGUGCACUGUCCUUCAAGGGCCUCGCAGGGUCAAUGCAAGAACUCUAUGCUAUCGGUGAAACACACAUGCUAUCGGAGUAUCCGCUGCUGUGUCAAAGCGAAGCCUUCAUUGGGUGGUCCACACCCAGACGGGACUGCCAUAGGACUGCCAUAGGACUGCCGAUCAGGUUGAGAGGGGGUUGCUUGGUCUCCACGUCGCAGAAAGGCGCUAGGUAGAGCACUUGUUCC